ACAGUCACAAGAUUAUUGGAGUUUUUAUAAUAUGGAAUUUAACUUUAGCAUUUAAUUGUAUUUUAUGAAAAUUGCAAGUUGACAAUCAUCAUCGUAUCAGCAAUGAACAUAGGCAAUGAAAGGCGGCUGAUAUGGCUUGCCGUUGUUAUGGCAACAUCCGUUCAGUUCCGUAAAACACAACUUGUGGGUCAUUUCUCAAGCUAGCUACAGUCUGAGAAAGUAGAGUUAAAAAAGUACCAUGUUGACAGCCCACCGAAGAAGGACACGGGAGAUUACUGGACCUGCACAUUCCGUGGCAGUGAGAGCAAGAAAUCCUUUAUCCAAAGACAUAGACAACAUUUUUCUGAGGAGAAGGAAACAGGAGGUGACACAGAAUGAGGUUCUGGAGUUUACCAAGGAUCAUAGGUCCUGUGAUGUGAGAUUGCAAUGGGAAAGAAACACACAGCGCCGGAUUGUUUCGGCCACUAUUAGUAGACAUCUACAGGAAGCAAGAGAGCAGUACCACAUAGGCAUUGAUGAAAAGAGGGAAAGGCUUCGUGAGCUGCUGGAGUCAGAAGAGCAGGAACUCUUCAGGGAGAUGGAGGCAAAAAAAGAGACAGUGUUGGAGAGGCAGGCUAAGAUGCAUGAAAGAGCCACUACUCUACGAGAGAGAAGGGAGCGCGAGAGACAGAGGCUUGUUGCUGAGAAAUUCGAUCAACUCUUCAGAGAGCAGUGCGAGGAGCUGCGCACCGUGCAGAUGAAGCGCAGACAGGAUGAGGUCUGCACUGAGCGUGAAUCUCAGAUCCGUACUAAGGAGGAAGUGAGACGGAUGCAACGAGAAGAAGACAGACAGUUCACUCAAAUGUGGGAGAGUGACAGGCUGGCUAAAGAGGAACGUCAUAACCAGGAGGCUCAACGUCAGAAAGAGAAAAACCUCCAGCAGAAGGCAUUCCUGCAAGUACAGAUGGAAAUGGCUGAGGAGCAGAGAAUCAGGGCCAAGCAGCUGAAGCAAGAGGAGGCCCAGUUACUGAGAGACCAGAGGGAGAUGCUCCAUCUGGAGGAAGAGCGAGAGCGCAGACAGAAGCUUCAAGACCAAGAAAAACGACGUAAGCAGCUGGACCUUUCUCUUCGGCUGAAGAUGAAGCGCCUGGCACGAGAUCGGCAGGAUGAACUGGCUCUGGAUAUGAGCAUCCUGGAGAAGCUUCAGAGUGAAGAGAGAGAUGAAAAGCAGGGCGAGUUCCUCAAAAAGCUGGAGCUUAAAGAGGAGCAGCACAGGUACCGGGAGUAUCUAGCAGAGCAGCUGAAAGAGCAGAAACGACAAGAAGCUGAGACGGAGCAACUGUUUGAAUCAGAGCUCCAGCAGGCCUGGGCCCGCAGGGAGGCACAGUGGCGUCUGGAAAAGGCAGCGAGAGACAGACUCAUGAAAGAUGUCAUGGACACUCGCCAGUUGCAGAUCCAGGAGAAGUUGAACGAGAACCUGCAGAAACAGGCUGAGACUUUCAAAGAGAGAGAGGAUCUUGACCGAAUCGUUCAAGAGAACAAAUUGCUGGAUGAUGAAGAAAAGACUCGUUUAAAAAGGCCUCUCAGGAGUAUCAGGCUGAUUUACUGGCUCAGAUGCUGCACCGCCAGCGCAUUUGUGAAGCAGAACAAGCUGAGAAAGAACACGAGUUCCAGGAGGGUCUAAUGUACCAGGAGCAGUACAAUAAGAAGAUUCAGGACAUCCUUUCAAGGCCCAUAUCCGGCACCACAGCAGUUCAUCCCUUCAGGAGACGAGAGCGCCGCUUCUCCAGCUCUGGUGGACAGUUGGCAUAAAUCCAAACCAAUUCAACUCACAACAUCAAUUACAUUCUUAACAAUAGUAUACAAUAUUCUAAAAACGGAACUUUCAGUGAAGUUCCUAACAAAUGAGUUUGUUUUUCACAUUUAUGUGAUCUGUGAUCAGAUUCAUUAUCCCGUGUCAAAGUUUGUAUUCAGGCGUACAGUGAAUACAAGUCUGACUGGAUUAGCUUGUUUUGAGGUAGAUAUUUGCAUGUUUAAAAGAUUAUUUCAAGAUUUCAAGAAAGCAAAUAAUUUCAAUGAACAGAAUGUGAAGAGUGUCUUCACAUAGAUUUCACAUAGAAGACUUCCUUAUGCACCGCCUUUUAACACCAACCAUCUAAUUAAAAACUUGAGACACUCUCCACAGUUGCUAUGAAGCAUGUACAGUACACAAUACCAGGAGAGGUCAAAAGGUCGUGGUUUAAAAAUGACACAGGUAACACUCUAGAGUAUUUCCAUAAUGAUUUGGCAACAAGGUUUUAGACCAAUAAGCUGCUGGGCUGAUUAGUAGGUGAGGGAGUGGGCGGUUAACUUUAGACACUGCAGAUUCCACAACAGCUAGUGUUAUGGUUAAGAAGUUAGUCAACGCCCAAUACCUUACCUAGGAGUGCUAUGGGUGUGGAAGCAAUUGAUAUGAUUUCAUUUCUGUCUCUUUUUUUCUUUCUUACUCAGCUGUUCAGACAGGUUUAACUUAACAAAAUUCUCUUAAUAAUCUUUUAAAGCAUGUCAUGAGGAAUACACUAUAUCCGAAUAAUUCUGAGCUUUGUUUGUGUCUGUGGAUAUUGGCACAAUUUUUAAGAGAAGAAGAUGCGUGAACAUGAGCUUUAUGUCAAGGUAAGUCAGACACAGCGGCUCUUUAAUUCUAGAUUUUCUUAUCACAUUAAUAAUACAGCAUGUGGUUCACCGAGAUUUACAGGUUACAGCUUUAUAAAUGAACCAGCUUAACAAAUUU
Molecule: messenger RNA, 2749 nt
Organism: Pimephales promelas (fathead minnow)
Lineage: Eukaryota; Metazoa; Chordata; Actinopteri; Cypriniformes; Leuciscidae
Gene: cfap53
Product: cilia and flagella associated protein 53
Source: RefSeq, a predicted model, not a curated record